Messenger RNA from Poeciliopsis prolifica (blackstripe livebearer), 1341 nucleotides. Its product is annotated as serum amyloid P-component-like. The record is from RefSeq and is a predicted model, not a curated record. Bases 54 to 707 code for a protein of 217 amino acids. The transcript has 5 exons. Lineage: Eukaryota; Metazoa; Chordata; Actinopteri; Cyprinodontiformes; Poeciliidae.
ACAAUCCAAUAGUUUUACACACAACAUCCAGAAUAAACACUCAAGGAUCCAAGAUGCUGCUCUUGCUACUGCUGGUGGCAUCAUGUGCUGCCGUUCCUCAAAAUCUUUCAGGGAAGAUGUUCACCUUCCCGCAAGAAACCGACACAGCACAUGUUAGUUUGACAACAUCAAGUCAAAAUUUCAAUGCUGUGACUGUCUGUUUCAGGUUCUUUACAGACCUCAAAAGAGAUCACGCCCUUUUCUCGUUGUCUGUACCCUCUCACGAUAAUGGCUUUUUGUUUUACAAUAUGGCCAAGUUAGAUUCUUUUGAAAUGUCUGUAAGGAACACAAUCGCAAAGUUUGAAGGACUGGACCUCAAGCUGAACCAGUGGCAAUCAGUUUGUGGAGCCUGGGAUGCUGUGUCUGGUUUGGUGCAAAUGUGGGUGGAUGGAAAGCCUUCAAGCAGGAAAUUUACCAGCUCUGGAUCUGAUAUCAGUGGACCAAUGAUAAUUGUUUUUGGACAGGAUCAAGAUGCAUACGGUGGUGGUUUUGAUGCCAAACAAUCAUUUGUCGGCAUGAUGUCAGACCUUCAUAUGUGGGAUCACAAGCUUUCACCCUAUGAGAUCUGGAAAUAUGCGAAGGGGUUUGGUUAUGCACCAGGAAAUGUGUUGAACUGGAAUUCACUGGAAUUCCAGAUUCAAGGAAGGGUGCUGAUCGAGAAUGCUUGACAGUAAAUUAUCCUUUCUACAAAUUUAUAUAGCACACAAUAAUUGGUAUGUUGUACGUUAUGAUCAAAAAUUACUAUAUUCUUUAUAUUUCAACAUGAUAAAUAUGUUUAAUUCAUUGGACUAAUCAUUUUUGUCACAUGUCAAAAUCUUUAGUAAUGUCUUUUAAAUUUUAUAUUUGUUUGGUUCUAAUAGCUACUUUCACGACAAAUCUGAUUAUUUUUAUUUUAAAAAUCCUAAAAUAAACAAUUAAGAAUUGUCAGUUUAUUUCUUUCUUCCAGAAAAAAUGUCCCUGAAAACUAAAAUAAAAACACUUUAAUGGUAAUUAAUAAUUUAAAUACCUAAAGGUUAAUUACAAGUUCAUCAUCGAAUCUCCCAUUUCAACCAUUUGAUAUGUCAUAGUGAGUAAAUAAUCUUGUGUAUGCAAAUCAUUUUAGAAUAUUAAGUAAAAUUACUGUCUAUUAAUUUUACUCUUUGCUUAAAUGUCUAGUGAGGCAAACAGAGUUGUUAUCUUCCUACAAUUGUUUUUUUUUUUUUUUCAGGAGAUAACCAAAAAGCUUUUUUUGAUUUACACAGUGUGAUGAUCUACAGUUUAAAUACAUAUGUAUCAGUCUAAUAAAAGUAUUUACAGCCAUCA